Salvia splendens (bonfire salvia) is the source of this 970-nucleotide messenger RNA. RefSeq names its product zinc-finger homeodomain protein 5. Gene Ontology annotation, cellular component: nucleus. Bases 230 to 901 code for a protein of 223 amino acids. The transcript has a single exon. Gene Ontology annotation, biological process: regulation of developmental process; regulation of DNA-templated transcription. The record is from RefSeq and is a predicted model, not a curated record. Gene Ontology annotation, molecular function: transcription cis-regulatory region binding; DNA-binding transcription factor activity. NCBI's taxonomy places the organism in Eukaryota, Viridiplantae, Streptophyta, Magnoliopsida, Lamiales, Lamiaceae.
UGGGACCAUGUGGCAGAACGAACAUGACUCUGUCGGCCUUCUUUCUUUCUCUUCUGCGACGAUUCUUGUUUUCUUCUCACUCUUCCCUUUCUCUCUCUCAGCUUCAUUACAAGCAACCAAGCUGUCUCUUGUUGGAACCCCAGCAACACCACCAUUUUAUUACAAUUCCCCAUCAUUUUCUUAUUCCAAACCAUGAACAUAUAGAUCCUUCCUUCUCCCACAAUUCGUCAUGUCAUUAAGUGGUGGUGAAGACAAGGAAAUCAUGAACCCGACUAGCGGAGGCGCCUCCAGACCGAAGCCCGCCAACCCGAGAUUCAGCUACCGCGAGUGCUUGAAGAACCACGCCGCUAACAUCGGCGGCAACGUCACCGACGGCUGCGGCGAGUUCAUGCCCGGCGGCGAUGAGGGCUCCCUCGAAGCCCUCAACUGCGCCGCCUGCUCCUGCCACCGCAACUUCCACCGCAAGGACCUCCACCAGCAGCCCUCCGGGUCGGCGAUGGUCCACCCGCUCCAGCUCACUCCGCCAUUGCCCCACCGCGCCGCCGCCAACUGGUCCGGCGCCGCGGCGAUGCAGCCGGUCAGGAUGGCCUUCGGCGGCGGCGGAGGCGGAGAUUCGUCGAGCGAGGAGCUGAACUUCAGCGCGUUCCAUCUGAACGCGGUGGCGCCGGCCCCGCCGCAGAAGCGGUUCAGGACGAAGUUCACGGCGGCGCAGAAGGAGAAGAUGCUGGAGUUCGCGGAGAAGGUGGGGUGGAGGAUUCCUCGAGAAGACGACGCGGAGAUGCAGAGGUUUUGCGCGGAGACGGGAGUGAAGAGGCAGGUUUUCAAGGUUUGGAUGCAUAACAAUAAGACUAUUUCUUCUUCUUCCAAUAAAACUACCACCAUCUUUCCAAAUGUAAAUUAGGCUUUUUCCAGAUUUCCUAUUUAUGUUACUGUUCACUAUUUCAUUUAAUUAUGGAUUUCAAUUUUCAUA